Molecule: messenger RNA, 729 nt
Organism: Penaeus monodon (black tiger shrimp)
Lineage: Eukaryota; Metazoa; Arthropoda; Malacostraca; Decapoda; Penaeidae
Product: histone-lysine N-methyltransferase SETMAR-like
Exons: 5
Molecular function (GO): nucleic acid binding
Source: RefSeq, a predicted model, not a curated record
GGGGGCCCCACCAAGCACCAGGCGCAGACCAUAAUCAACAACGUGUUAGGCCUGAAGCGUGUGUGCGAACGCUGGGUGCCCCGGUUCCUCACGCCGGAGCAGCGUCAGCAUCGCGUCGCGACCUGCCAGGAGCUGUUCGACCGCCACGAGGCCGAAGGCGAGGAGUUUCUCUCCAAGAUUGUCACUGGAGACGAGACCUAUGUCACUUACUACAUGCCGGAGCGGCGGCCGUCGGCGACAUACAAAUUCCCGGGGCCGCAGGAGAAAGCGAAGAUGAACCAUACACAAUUCCGGGUUCUCUACGCCAUCUUCUAUGACAUGCAAGGCCUUCUGCUCGCACACCCAGUGCCGGAGCCCCAACCCCCGAUGGAGGGGAAACCCACUGCCUUGCACUCCGCCAAGCUCACGCAGGCGGCACUGAAGGACCUCGACAUAGAGACAAUCCCACAACCUCCGGACUCGCCCGACCUCCUGCCGUCGGAGUAUUGGCUCUUCCCCCACCUGAAGGACCUGAUAAAGGGCUCCUCCUUCAAAGGCAGACCCACCCACAUGAGAUUACUUGGAGGCACUGAUUGCUUGACCACUUCCAAGGCCCACUACAGGCUGGAACACAUGUCAUCUGUAUUAACACUAAUCUACUUCUCUGUAAUUACAUACUGUUUAAUCUACACACUGUAUAUUAAUCCAGUGAACUUAAUGCCUCUAGAAAUAGAAGCAAUAAAAAUUUAA